UUGGAGUAAAAGAACAUGUAUGGUUCGAAUAAUUAAGCCAAAAUACUAAAAAUAAUUAAAAUUAAUCUGUCCAGUGUGUAGCAAUCGUUCGCAAAAGGAUUCUCUCGGACAAAGUGGUUUCCAAAUCAUAAAGCAAAACCCUAAACCCCCAAUUCUCAAGCAAAGAAUUCAUUCAUCCUUUGACGAUGCGUCUUCUUCUGAUCGAAUAAUAAACACCAGCACCGGUAACUUGCUCAUAGUUUAACAAAUAUGCGAGUUUUGACGGAAGAUAAGGCCGAUUCCGACGAAUAUCACAACAAUUUGGAUGCUGCUAAUUAUAAGUGUUCCUUUGAAAUAAGCGAUGCACGACCAUCGACUUCUUCAUCAUCACCUCUAAGUCCUUUUUCGCCGUUGUUGCUCAUCGAAACCCUCUCUCGUAAGAGCUUUUCCUACGGAAAACUACCUUUGGAGCCUAUCAGACUUACUGUUCUUAAAUUAGAUGGAUCUUCAUUUGAUAUAACUGUUGUAAAGAACCCUACGGUGGCACAGCUCAAACAGGGGGUGGAGGAUGCUUUUAAUCAUUUUCCCAAAAAUGGAAUUGGCAAGGUUUCUUGGUCACAUGUAUGGGCGCAGUUCUGUUUAUCUUUCAAUGGUCAAAAGCUUCUAAAUGACCAAGAUACUGUUGCUGUUAAUGGGAUCAAGGAUGGUGAUCAGCUUCAGUUUGUUCGACAUACAUCCAUUAGUUAUAAUCUCGUAAAGGAAAGACCUGAAAAGCGUGACCACGACUUGCAAGAAUCAAAGAUGUCACCAAGCAAAAAAGAAGUGCAUACAAAGGAAGGGGACAAUGACAAUCCAAACCAACUAAAGGCAAAUGAUAGAAGCAGAGCGAUUACUGUAAAUAUCACAUGUCAAUGCAGCUGGGGUCUCCUAUGGAAACGGUUGUUCUCAAUCCGCACUCAAAAACGUCAUCGUACAAGUUAUGUCGAGCUUUGCUAGCUCACUCAAGAUUGUCCUGAAAUUUGGAAAGGUAUAUUACAGUAACUUGUUUGUAAUAAAAACCCAUGUUAAAGUCAUGGCCUAAGAAAGUAGCAUUCGGCGUGCGUGUUGUGUUUGGAUAGAGGAAUGAAGGUACAGGAUUGGAUAUUGGUAUGGAAGUAUGAAAUAACCGGCUAGACGCACUUGAAGAACCUGAUAGCACAUUACUGGCUGAAUCGGUUUGGUUGUGAGUAUAGAAAAAUUGGUUUUGUUCGGUCUACUUAUAAAGAAGCCAAGCCUGAAAUCAUGUUUUUUAGUGUAAUCAUCUUGUAUCGUAGACAAUUACACGUUUCGUCCUUUUAUAUUGAAAACUGCAGAUUUCGUCAUAUAUCUUUAAUAAUAUACACCAACCAUUCUUCUUG
Molecule: messenger RNA, 1376 nt
Organism: Helianthus annuus (common sunflower)
Lineage: Eukaryota; Viridiplantae; Streptophyta; Magnoliopsida; Asterales; Asteraceae
Exons: 5
Coding region: 250-975 (241 amino acids)
Biological process (GO): mRNA splicing, via spliceosome
Cellular component (GO): U12-type spliceosomal complex
Source: RefSeq, a predicted model, not a curated record